AUGGACCCAGGGCUGCAGCAGGCACUCCAGCGAGGGCCCCCUUCCGCAGAGGCGGCCAUGCACGUGCCCGCGGGCCCUGCAGCCGGCCCCUGGGGACCCAGGAGCCGCAGCUACUUCUGCUUCACCACAACCUUGCUGGCUCUGUGCCUUGUCUUCACCGUGGCAACCUUCAUGGUACUGGUCGUUCGCAGAGCGGACUCCAUUCCCAACCCACCUGACAACUUCCCCCUUAAAGGAGGAAACUGCUCCGAAGACCUCUUAUGCAUCCUUAAAAGGGCCCCAUUCAAGAAGUCAUGGGCGUACCUCCAAGUGUCCAAGCAUCUCAACAGCACCAGGUUGUCUUGGAACAAAGAUGGCAUUGUCCAUGGAGUCACAUACCAUGACGGGAAGCUGGUGAUCCAGUUCCCAGGUUGGUACUUCAUCAUUUGCCAACUGCAGUUUCUUGUGCAAUGUUCAAACCAUUCAGUAGACCUGAAGUUGGAGCUUCUCGUCAACAAAGAGGUCAAAAGACAAGCCCUGGUGACAGUAUGUGAAUCUGGACUGCCAACCAAAGAGAUAUACCAGAAUCUCUCUCAAUUCUUGUUGGAUUACUUGCAGGUCAAUGCCACCAUAUCAGUGAUGGUAGACAAAUUCCAGUAUGUGGAUACCAACACCUUUCCUCUUGAAAAUGUGCUGUCCAUCUUCUUAUAUAGCAGUUAAGAGCAAACGGUUCUCUUGGCCUUCAGGAAGAAAACAACUCUCUAUCAUACAGUAUUUUAUCUACCCAAAUACUUGGGCAAACAAAACUUUUAGACCAACUCUGAAACUGCAUGUUAAAUUGCACAUUUCUCCUUCUAU
This is a messenger RNA of Lepus europaeus (European hare), 837 nucleotides long. RefSeq names its product TNF superfamily member 8 (gene TNFSF8). Gene Ontology annotation, molecular function: tumor necrosis factor receptor binding. The coding region runs from base 1 to 699 and encodes 232 amino acids. Gene Ontology annotation, biological process: CD8-positive, alpha-beta T cell differentiation; immune response. Gene Ontology annotation, cellular component: membrane. The transcript has 4 exons. Lineage: Eukaryota; Metazoa; Chordata; Mammalia; Lagomorpha; Leporidae. The record is from RefSeq and is a predicted model, not a curated record.